Effrenium voratum is the source of this 634-nucleotide messenger RNA. NCBI's taxonomy places the organism in Eukaryota, Dinophyceae, Suessiales, Symbiodiniaceae. The record is from the annotation of a GenBank genome assembly.
AGCUGUAGGGGAUCAGACAUGUGGUCCGGAGGUGCUGGGACAGGUGACCAUGCAAUCCCAGCGACGGUCUGCCAGUGAAGGCCGCACCGCCAGCAAGUGGUACCGCGCGGUGACGCCCCAUGUGCGCGGGCAGGACAGGGACAGCCUCACGGACUGGCAGCGCGCCUACGACAACAGGUUCAUGGUGACGUCGCUGUCCUACAUGCACCGCCAUGUGGGGGAAUGCGUGGCACAGGUCCACCGAACUCAUGCGGAGAAGCAGGAGUUCUUCAACCAGCACCAGCUGCCGAAUCUCACUUGGAUGGACCUGAACAUGAUGACCCACGACCGGUCAAUUCGCCAGCGCCAGCCUGCGUACUUUGGUGAUGUGGGCGGUCCUCCACGCAUUGGAGUCUUGGGCAAGCGGGUGGCGACACCUCUGGAGAACCGGGUGCUGCAGCCCAAGCUCAACCUGGGCAGUAAGGCUUUGCGAGGCUUUGGCACCAACUUCGGCGCGAAGUGAGCGCCGAGAAGAAUGCCCCAGCGGCCCACUUUGAAGUUGCCUUGCGCAUUUUUCUCAGGUGUAUCCCUGAAUAAUCAUUUUGGAUCUUUUUGCACGAAGUCGGAACGUGCAAAAGUGGAAUCGGGCAUGGAC